This is a messenger RNA of Cordyceps militaris CM01, 390 nucleotides long. RefSeq names its product DASH complex, subunit Dad3. NCBI's taxonomy places the organism in Eukaryota, Fungi, Ascomycota, Sordariomycetes, Hypocreales, Cordycipitaceae. Gene Ontology annotation, cellular component: DASH complex; mitotic spindle. The record is from RefSeq and is a predicted model, not a curated record. The transcript has 2 exons. Gene Ontology annotation, biological process: attachment of spindle microtubules to kinetochore. The coding region runs from base 1 to 390 and encodes 129 amino acids.
AUGGCAGAAGAAAAUUACCUAUCCACGCCCGACCUAUCGCCUCUCGAGCAAGACGUGCUGGAUGAAUACGAGCGACUAGCCAACAACAUGAAGCAGGUGAAUACGCCCCGGGAAGCACACGAGAGCACCUAUCCCCCCCCCCCCCCCCCCCGACGCCCCGCGACGCGCGACAAACGCGUCCCACUCGCAUCUCGCAUCUCGCUCGCGUCCAACCCGACCACCGACAUCCUCGACGGCCUGCGCGACCUGGAGCGCCAGACGAGCAUGGCGUUUACGCUCCUCAAGGCCAGCGUGUACAGCAUCGUCCUCCAGCAGGAGAUUGACUGGGGCGCCGGCGAGGCUGCGCAGGGGCCGGCGUCGAGCGUCAUGGGCAGCGACUCUGACGACUGA